GAAGGGAAGUGGCUUCGACAGGUUUGGGCUACUUAUGGAGUUAUGGUUGUCCCAAUUGAGCAUCCUGAUUUGAUUGGCCUGCGUUUGAAUAGGAUGGUGUCGAUGUAUACCAGUCUCUGGUUGAGGAAGUGCUUGUCAUCUGGCCUUAUUAUUUUCUCAUUUGAGGAUGACAUCCCUAAAGUUAUGGGGUUUAGCAGCAGUGGGUAGUGCCAAGAAUACUGGGCCUGGUGAGCCUUAUGAGGAGGAGGGGAAUGCUGACUAUGAGCUGGAGAAGGAUUUUAGGGAAAGCUCUUAGUUGAAGAAUUGGUGGCAGGGCCUUUGCAGUGAGCUAGAAAUUUGGUUCGUCUUCCAGGGGUGGAGUGUUGGGACAAUUUCUGAAAGAGGAUGGAGAUAAGAGUUGUUGGGAUUUGGGAAGGACCAAACAAAUGUGUUGUCAAGGACAGGAAAUUGCCCGUGGGCAUGGAAUUCUUCUUAGGAGGCUUUCUAUUGUCAAUUCAUCUGCUAAUUCACAGGAAUGCACUUACGACCAAUUUGUCAUUUCUUUGAAAACAUGCUCGAGGAAGUGAAUAGAUGAUUUAGUGACUUCAUCUGGGAAUGCAACAACCAACAUAUUCAUAAUACUAAUUCAGGUGAAAAUGUUGAUACCAAGUUCUCUUCCUAAUUCAACUGAAGCAGCUUUAUCUUUUGUAUCUGACCAUGGGAAACCAGACUUAUUAUGUGAUUGGCUGCCCGGUGCUGAAACUUGGCAGAAGUGUCUACAAUGUGAGGGACAUCAUCUGGAUGCAUGCAGAAGAUCUGUUUCAACAAAGGAGAAAAAAGAGAGUGCUGAUGAUUCCUAUUCUUUAAUUGAACCAAGAACCUGUUCCAAGAUAUUAACUGUGAGCACCAUGUGUGCAAGUUCUGUGCCAAAUUUGGUGUACAAGCGAAGGAAUCUACAGAAUAAAUCUGUUGCAAUUUUUACCACUCAGUCAGGGUCAAACACUAAACCUACAGGUGUUUGUCUUUCCUCUGUAAGUUCUGAGGGGCCUUCACCACCAGCAGAGAAGGAGCAUGUUGGUUCUCAGAUCAACACCGGAAUUGGUGCUGUCAAAGAUUCUGUUAUACCUGCAGAUUUAUGCAAUGGGGAACUUGUUGGUGGAGAUGCUUCAACUUGCCAGCAGCUUUGUAAAAGGAUUGACUACAAUUGUGGUUUUGAUGUUAAUUCCAAGGCCGAGUUUGUUGUUCCGGUUGGAGAAGAGCCUGGGGUUGAUGAAGCACCCUGCAAUAGUGUAUGCAAAUGUGCUUUAGAGUACUACAGCGUAAAUGAUAGUUGCUCAUCAUCAAAAUCAAAUACGGAUCUUGGAUCAGCUUCUCCAAAGAUUGAAGUGGACGAUAUUGGGGAAUGCUCCUCUUCUGAUAUUCUAAGCAGGGAAGUCCUGGCAGAAGAUCAGUUGGAAAAGGAACUAUGUAUCUCUAUUCUCAGAAACCAUGGGCUGCUUGAAGGAGGUUUGCCUGUUGCUCCUUGUGCCGCUGUUGAAGUCUUGGGUGUCAGUAAUGAUGGAAACUGUUCUCAGCCAUGCAAAGUAUGCGGUUUUUCACAAAAUCCACAAAAUAUGCUAAUUUGUGAUCAUUGUGAAGAGGCGUUUCAUGUAUCUUGCUUGAAUCCCAAGGUAAAAAAGCCACCAGUUGAUGACUGGUUUUGUCAACCAUGUUUAAAAAGAAUGCGUAAGCUUGAGAGUGCAGCUAGGAAAUCAUCUGAAUCUCGAAAUAGGGCUUCUAAAGGUGAUUCAGGGCCUAUAUCCUUAAUGUUGAGAGACAUGGAGCCAUAUAGAUCUGGUGUUCGGGCUGGUAAAGGUUAUCAAGCCGAUGUUCCUGACUGGACUGGUCCAGUAUCCAAUGAUGUUGAUUGUUUUGGUGAGCCACAAGAAAUAGAUCUUGCCGAGUGCAUUAGUUCGCAUGUUUGCAACUCAAACAAGCCUACACCCAAGUCCAUAGGUAAUUGGCUUCAAUGCCAAGAGCCUCUAUACAAUGAUGCCGGAGAAGCUAUUGAGGGAACUAUUUGUGGCAAAUGGCGCAGGGCUCCACUUUUUGAAGUUCAAUCGGAUGACUGGGACUGCUCCUGUGCUGUUCGUUGGGAUCCUAUCCAUUCUGACUGUGCUGUUCCGCAAGAACUGGAUACUGAUCAAGUUCUAGUGCAUCUGAAAUAUAUAGAAAUGUUGAGGCCACGAUUGGCUGCUAAAAAGCGGAAAUUGAGUCGCAGUAUGAAUGAAGAGGACGAGAAAGUUUAGUGUUAGAUUUUGAUGGUAAUGACUUGAGUAUUAUGUUUGUAUACAUCUUGCCUUGCAUUGUAUUAUGUAUAUUGCCAUUCUUUCCUCUUCCCCCCCCCCCCCCCAAAAUGAUGUGUUAACCAUCAUACAACUUUCACAAUUUUGUAUGGCCAAGAGUCAACCGAUGUUGUAACGAAAUGACUAGUAAAUUACAGUAUAAAAUGCUGUAAAA
Messenger RNA from Macadamia integrifolia, 2478 nucleotides. RefSeq lists its product as uncharacterized. Gene Ontology annotation, molecular function: zinc ion binding. Gene Ontology annotation, biological process: chromatin remodeling. NCBI's taxonomy places the organism in Eukaryota, Viridiplantae, Streptophyta, Magnoliopsida, Proteales, Proteaceae. The record is from RefSeq and is a predicted model, not a curated record. The transcript has 7 exons. Bases 636 to 2267 code for a protein of 543 amino acids.